Molecule: messenger RNA, 4442 nt
Organism: Drosophila grimshawi
Lineage: Eukaryota; Metazoa; Arthropoda; Insecta; Diptera; Drosophilidae
Gene: Nhe2
Product: sodium/hydrogen exchanger 3
Exons: 19
Coding region: 8-4174 (1388 amino acids)
Biological process (GO): regulation of pH; proton transmembrane transport; sodium ion transport
Cellular component (GO): membrane
Molecular function (GO): sodium:proton antiporter activity
Source: RefSeq, a predicted model, not a curated record
CAGCAGAAUGAAGAGCCGCACGGAAAAAGAUUACGAUAGUGCUGCGACGCCGGCGUUGCAGCAACAAAUGAAUCUUGCCCGCCGCGCCUGCUGGAACAGCACCACAAAUCCCAAUAACAAUCCCAAUACAAAUCCAAGUCCGAGUCCGAGUUCUCCUUAUGCUGCUUUCGAAAUUCAGCUGGCUGUGCCUUCAACCUGUCAGCUGGACAGUCCAAUAAGUCUUAAGCAAAGUGAGCCCUGCCAGAACCGGGCAAGAACGCCCCCAUCACCACCGAGUAAGCAACCAACAGCAACAACAACACCACCAACAACAACAACAACAACAAUACACAACAGAAAGAGUCCUGGCUGCGGCUUGCAGCGACAACUGUUGCUGCUUCUAUGCGGGAUUUGCAUGCUGCUGGCCAGCAUUGAGGCACGUCCCAAUGUUAGUGCCAGCUCCAGCUCCAGUUCCAAGACAACGGAAGCACUUAAUCUGGCACAAACGACAUCGUUGCCCGCCUCAACAGCACAAUUUGCGACACCUUCUCUGCCUCCGCCGCUGCCGCAUGCGGAAUCGUUGACAGCAACCGAUGGGGACACUAAGGACCUGUUUGAUGUGUCGCUUGAUGACGACGACAUGCGGGACGGACACCAUGAGACGGAGCGUUAUCCACUGUCCCAGGUGGACUUUGCCCGGGUUAAGACGCCGUUCAUCAUUGGUAUCUGGAUAUUAUCGGCAAGCAUAGCCAAAAUCGGUUUCCAUAUGACACCCAAAUUGCAUCUGAUAUUUCCGGAAUCGUGUCUGCUGAUUGUGGUGGGCGUGGUCAUAGGCGUUGUGCUCUACUUUUGCACAGAUGUUGCCGUCUCCCCGCUGACGCCGAACACCUUCUUCUUCUACAUGCUGCCGCCGAUAAUAUUGGACGCGGGCUACUUCAUGCCCAAUCGGAUGUUCUUCGAUAAUCUGGGUACAAUCCUACUGAUGGCUGUGGUGGGCACCAUCUUCAAUGUGGCCACAAUUGGUGGCUCGCUCUAUGCGUGUGGGGUUUUUGGCGUCUUUGGAGAUGAGAUGCCCAAGUUGCUGGAUGUCUUUCUGUUUGCCUCGCUCAUAUCCGCCGUGGAUCCGGUUGCCGUGCUGGCCGUAUUCGAGGAGAUACACGUCAAUGAGAUUCUCUACAUUGUCGUCUUUGGCGAGUCCUUACUCAACGAUGCUGUUACGGUUGUCAUGUAUCAUAUGAUGGAAGUUUAUAAUGAAAUUGGUUUGCCGAACAUUGUGGCACAGGACAUUGUCAGCGGUGUUGGUUCCUUUUUUGUUGUGGCACUCGGCGGUGUUGCCAUAGGCGUCAUUUGGGGAGUCCUAACUGGUCUGGUGACACGCUUUACGGAUCAUGUGCGCGUCAUCGAGCCCAUCUUCAUAUUUGUCAUGGCCUAUCUGGCGUAUCUGAAUGCGGAAAUCUUUCACAUGAGCGGCAUACUGGCCAUCACAUUCUGUGGCAUUACAAUGAAGAACUAUGUGGAAUCGAAUAUAUCUCAAAAAUCGCACACGACCGUUAAGUAUGCACUGAAAAUGUUAUCAAGCUCGGCGGAGACAAUUAUAUUUAUGUUCCUUGGUGUCGCCACCGUCAAUAAUAAACACGUUUGGAAUACGUGGUUUGUGGUGCUAACAAUUACCUUCUGUUCCGUAUUUCGUGUUAUCGGUGUCAUUCUGUUGUCGGCCCUUGCAAAUCGUUUUCGAUUGCACAAAUUGUCGAGAGUGGAUCAGUUUGUCAUGUCGUAUGGUGGUUUACGUGGUGCUGUCGCCUUCGCACUCGUUCUGCUCAUCGACGAGAAUGUGGUCAAGCAUAAGAACAUGUAUGUAACGACGACAAUAGCUGUGAUUUAUUUUACGGUGUUUCUGCAAGGCAUCACCAUAAAGCCCCUGGUCAAAAUACUUAAUGUGAAGCGAGCCAAUAAACGAAAACCCACCAUGAACGAGCGCAUUCACGAACGUUUUAUGGAUCACUUGAUGGCUGGCAUUGAGGACAUUGUUGGCAAGACAGGCAAUUAUAAUGUACGUGAUAAGUUCAAGCGCUUCGAUAAUCGCUUCAUACGUCCACUGCUAAUCAGAGAUCUAAAGGGCGCUGAACCCAAGAUUAUUGAGACGUACUCAAAGUUAACCAUGCGCGAUGCCAUGGAGGUGAUGCGUCGUAAUCCUUCGACAAUUGGACAGAUGACGGGCACUGAGUCGAUGAGUGCGCUGUUUAGGAACUAUACCAAUAAUUAUAUUGGUGGCAGGUGGGCACCGCCAACCAUAUACACCACCUGCCCCAGUCUAACGAAUCUGGAUAAUACGUGCUCGCACAACUUGGAUAUGGCUGAGCUGGACUAUAAUCCAUCCAAAAGGGAUUUGACUGAUGCCAAGAUACAUCAUUUGCUAGCCGAAGAACUAAAGCCUUAUAGGCGGCACCGUCGUCUUAGUUAUAGCCGACACGCAGUAGAUGACAGAGAUUUGUCCACACAGGUCAAUUACAAAAUGCAAAUGAAUUUCCGUCGCAUGUUCAACGAUCGCAAACAUCACAAGCGCAGCAAACGUGGCGCCAACAAUAAGGAGACGAAGGAGAAUGUGAAACAAAAUCAUGUCUCAUUCCCCGAUUUUCAACAGAACGGCACUACGAAGCAGCUCAGCAAUGACUAUAUUAACGAUGUGCUUAAUGAAACAGCCGAGGAGGCGCCACAAAAUCCGAAUGAGAUUAAUGUCAUUGGACCCAGCGACGAUUGGGAUGAUGGUCUCACAUUUACAGCAAAAUCAUCACUGGCCGAGCAUCCAAUACCCGAAGAGGAUCGCAAUUUGUCGCGCGACUCGGAUGGCGAGAGGCGUGUAGCCACGCCCACCGCGACAGAGUCGCAGUUGCCGUGGAAGCGACAGGGUGACGAAUCCACGGAUGCAGUGCAGCAGAAUGAGUUUCCCGCUUGGGCCUCGAACAAGGAAUAUUUGGCCUACAACUCGCCCAGUGCCACAUUUCUAGGUGGUAUAAACAAGCCUAAACAGCCCAAGUCCGUCAUAGGUCUGUUCCGUCGCGAGAGUUCCAGCUCCAAGGCAGGCAGCCUCGGCAUCGGCAGCAGCAGCAGCGGCACUGUGGAUGCCGGCACCAGUCUGGAUCCCAUGGUCACCAACCCCGUUGGCAACAAUCCCAUAAAUCCCAAUCCGAUGCCAUCGACUUCAACGCAUAAUCCGCGCCUGGACAAUCGAUCGCAAUCCAUUUCGUCCGGCACAUUGGGCUCCCAUGUCGUCGGUCCGGACGGGCAUGCCGGACCCUUUCCGGUCACUGCGAGUCAUCGCCGGAAUGUGCGACGUGGUUCCAUGUUGGAGCUGAGCGGACUUAUUGCAACUGGACGCAGGCCCAGUAGAAUUUUGCUCUGUAGUCCAGGAGCUAAUAAUUUACUAGAGAACAUAGCAACACCCACAACAACAGCAACAACAACCACAGCAACAACAACAAUACCAACAAUUACUACUUAUAUCAAACCAAUAACAACAACAACAACAAUAUCCACUACCAACCCUGCAAAUACAACAACAACAACCACAGCAAGUUCAACAGCAGCAACUGAAAAUAAUUCGCCGAGCAACUCAUCGACAACAAACUACAGCUCGCCAACAUCGGAAAGUAGCGAUGCUACCUACUAUUCCAAUGACACAAUACCCGAGGAGUCAACUUAUCAGCAUGGACACUCCAAGUCGCUCUGCGAGCCCAACGAUGGCGAUGACUGGGAUUCGGUGCCCCUUGCUGCCGCCUCCUCCUCUUCCGGCGUCAAGAGCGAGAAAAUGAUGCAGAGUGGCCGGGAACCGCUUCUGCCACCGCGUUUGACAUCCACACCGCGUGCUCAAAUCCGUCACAAGAACGCCGGAGCGGUAGGCGGGGCAUCUGUGGGCGUGCCGGGCCGUAAGAAUCAGGUGACAACAGCACUGCUGGACUAUGAGGAUACGGAGAGCGAUUCGGAUGAGGAGGACGUGGACGACGAUGAGGGCGAGGAUUUUGAUUUGUAUGAUGAUGAGAAUAUUGUAGUCACCACAUUCACAACGCCAGCAACGCCACGCCUGCACGAGCGUGGCGGCCGUGGUGGGGCAAGCGGUGCAGCUGGAGGGGCGGGUGGAGGCACCACUACCACUACGACGAUUCGCCUCACUCGGAAUAAUGAUGAGAGCAUCAUUUGAGUAAGAGCUGCAGUUCCUUCUCCAGCCAGUUGGAGAUCACGUUCCAAGUCAAGGCAACGUUUCCCAUACGAAAUGUUCUACUGAAAUCAGCAACGAUUAUAUAUACUUAAUAUAUAUAGUUCAAUAUACACUCAGACAAAAAAAAAUAAGGAAGAGAAUUUUGUACUUAAACAAAGACAAAUGUCGGAAAUUCUAGGAACAAAAUGCAUAUUUCAAGACCGUUUUUUUGCUAUCCAUUUGGGGAUAUCUUAAUGAUUUAACUACGUUA